AUGGAAGUAUCCAACUCCCGUAUUCAAAGCUCCAAACGCAAGUUUGACGACACCGUUUCAUCAUCAUCCAACGGCGUCGAUCUUUCCCUUCUCGAAGCAAUUGAGAAAUCACAAACCACCAUAGAAGCAGUAGACAACCGAACCCUAAAGAAGCUCGUUCUCUCCUUCGAACGCCGGUUGAAGGAAAACAUUGAAGCACGACUCAAGUACCCUAACCAACCCGAUCGAUUCGCGGAUUCGGAAUUGGAGCUCCACGAAGAGCUUCACAAGCUCAAAGUCCUCGCCGGAGCACCGGAGCUUUACCCUGACCUAGUUAGUCUCAAUGUUGUUCCGUCAAUUGUUGAUUUGCUUAACCACGAUAACACCGAUAUUGCUAUUGAUGUUGUUCAGCUUCUUCAAGACCUAACGGACGAGGACGCCCUUGACGAAAACGAUGAGCCUGCCAGGGUUCUUGUUGAUGCUAUUGUUGAUAACAGUGCGUUGGAGCUUUUGGUGCAGAAUCUUCACCGUUUGUCUGAGUCUGAUCCUGAUGAGAAUGCGGCUAUUUAUAAUACGCUUGCUACGAUUGAGAAUUUGAUUGAGGUGAAACCUGCUGUGGCGGAGUUGGUAUGCGAGAAGACGAAGUUGUUGAAGUGGUUGUUGGGGAAGAUUAAGGUGAGGGAGUUUGAUGGGAAUAAACAGUAUGCGUCGGAGAUUUUGGCGAUUUUGCUACAGAGUAGUUCUGUGAAUCAGAAGAAAUUGGGGCAGAUGAAUGGUGUGGAUGUGGUGCUUCAGGCUGUGGCGAUGUAUAAGUCGAAGGAUCCUAAGAGUUCUGAUGAGGAGGAAAUGGUGGAGAAUUUGUUUGAUUGUUUGUGUUGUUUGUUGAUGCCUUUGGAGAAUAAAGAAAGGUUUGUGAAAGCCGAAGGAGUUGAGUUGAUGAUAAUUAUUAUGAAACAGAAGAAAUUGGCUUAUGCUUCUGCUAUAAGGGCUAUUGAUUUUGCAAUGACUAAUUAUCCUCCUGCUUGUGAACGUUUUGUUGAUGUUUUGGGAUUGAAGACAGCUUUUGCAGCUUUUAUGGGUAAGAUUCCCAUUAAUAAGAAGAACAAGAAAGAACGGUACCAGGAGGAGUUAGAAGAGCGCAUUGUGUCUCUGGUUGCUUCAUUAUUUGGUGGUAUCUUGAGGGGCUCUAGGAGAGAAAGAUUAUUAAGUAAGUUUGUUGAAAACGAAUGCGAGAAGAUAGAUAGGCUAAUGGAACUAUACAUCAGAUAUUCGGAUAGAGUCAAAGCUGAAACUGAACGGUUGGAUCAAAUUGAGUUUGAUGACUUGGAGAUGGAUGAAGAUGAAAAGUACAAUCGUAAAUUAGAAUCCGGACUUUAUACUCUUCAGUUGGUUGCUGUCAUUUUGGGUCAUAUUUGGUGCUCCGAGCAUCCACAAAUGAGAGGAAGAAUUGAACUACUUCUCAAGCAGAACAAACUUAGUAAAAAUCACGUCAAGGAUAUACUUCAGGAAUAUCAUGACAAUAUUGGCGAUCUUGAUGGGCCAGAAGAGAAGGAGCGAGCACAGGCCAAGAUUCAGAAGUUUUUAACGGCGUUAUAG
Molecule: messenger RNA, 1575 nt
Organism: Lathyrus sativus (Indian pea)
Lineage: Eukaryota; Viridiplantae; Streptophyta; Magnoliopsida; Fabales; Fabaceae
Source: the annotation of a GenBank genome assembly